Aedes aegypti (yellow fever mosquito) is the source of this 2504-nucleotide messenger RNA. RefSeq names its product nucleobindin-2 (gene NUCB1). Gene Ontology annotation, molecular function: calcium ion binding. The transcript is spliced from 6 exons. The record is from RefSeq and is a predicted model, not a curated record. The coding region runs from base 233 to 2011 and encodes 592 amino acids. Lineage: Eukaryota; Metazoa; Arthropoda; Insecta; Diptera; Culicidae. Gene Ontology annotation, cellular component: extracellular exosome; endoplasmic reticulum-Golgi intermediate compartment.
CUGAUAUCGCAAGUGUCACUUUUCAUCAAACAAAACAGUCAUCAGUUGCUUACAGCUGGGUCGCUAUUUUCCAGUUUUUAGUUAUCUUUUUUUCGCAAAUAUAUUCCAGAUAUUUGCAGCUAUAUAUUGUAAGUUCACGGAAAGUAAAGCCGAUAUUCAACCGCUAGCUUGUUGAAAGUGUGGUUUGACCUGGUUCUUCCCCGCGAGUCCCGGAAAGUCCCUUUCGAACGGGAUGUACGAAAGUGGUAAGGUCUCCCUCGUCGGGGUGUUUUUCCUGAUAGUGGUGCUUCUUGAAAAUACCUUCAGUCUUCCGGUGGUAACACAAGCCCCAAAAACAGAAAAGAAAGAGGAGGAACAGGUCAAGGACAGCAACGUGGAGCACAUUGAGAAUGCAAUUGAGUACAACAAGUAUUUGCAAGAAGUGGUAAAAGUACUGGAAAGCGACCCUGUUUUUAGAGAUAAAUUGGACAAAGCAGCAGAAAGCGAUAUUAGGUCUGGAAAAAUAGCGCAGGAAUUAGAAUACGUCAAUCACAAUGUGCGUUCGCAGCUUGACGAGCUGAAACGGAUUGAGCUUCAGCGAUUGCGCGAACUGGCCACAAGACAGUUUGAACUGUCGAACAACAUUGACCGGGAACAUCUCAAAAUAGCUGAACAUCUUGACCACGAGAACCAGCACACUUUCGAAAUCGACGAUCUGAAAAAGUUGAUUUUGAAAACGUCCCAGGACCUGUCGGAGAACGAUCGCCGAAGGCGUGAAGAAUUCAAGGAAUACGAACUGCAGAAGGAAUUUGAAAAACAGGAAAAACUUCGACUGCUGGAUGAAGAGCAUCGCAAACAGUAUGAAGAGGACCUAAAGAAGCAAAAAGAAACACACGAAAAACAUGAAAAGAUCCAUCAUCCGGGCAACAAGGCCCAGCUUGAAGAGGUUUGGGAAAAGCAAGACCACAUGGAUGGCCAAGAUUUUGACCCGAAGACGUUCUUUAUGCUUCAUGACAUCGAUGGAAACGGCUAUUGGGACGAAAACGAGGUGAAGGUGCUUUUCAUCAACGAACUAAAUAAAAUGUAUGAAGCUGGGCACCCCGAAGAUGACAUGAAAGAGCGAGCCGAAGAAAUGGAACGAAUGCGAGAACAUGUGUUCCAGGAAGCGGACACAAACAAGGAUGGUCUGAUCAGCUAUGAAGAGUUCAUCGAACAGACCAAACGGGAUGAGUUCCAAAAGGACCCUGAAUGGGAUACUGUUGACCAUCAGCCUCAGUUCACACACGAAGAGUAUUUGGAGUAUGAACGCAGAAAUCAGGAGCAUAUUCAACGACUGAUUGCCGAAGGAAAGCUUCCGCCACAUCCCAACAUGCCACAGGGAUACUAUCCUGGACCUAAUAAUGGUCCCUACCAAGUACAUCCCAAUGCUAUUCCGCAAAACCAACAAUACCAUCCGCAACAGGGACACCCCAACCAGGUGCCUCAAUACCAGGCUCAUCCACAGCAAGGUUACCCACAGCAGGUGAAUUUGCAUCCAAAUCAGGUGUAUCAACACCACCAGGAUCCAAACUACCAACCGCAAACCGGACAGCAAUCUAACGUCUAUCAGCAUCCGCCCCAGUAUCAACAGCAACCACCUCAACAACCGCCACAGUAUCAACAGCAACAACCCCAACAACCCCCAGCUCACCCUCAACAGCAGUACCAACAGCAUCCCGCCCAACCGCAGCCACAAUAUCAGCAGCAGCAGCAGCAGCAUGCUCAGAAUCCUGCUGCUCAACAAAACCCUCAACCUAACAGACAACCCGUAGCAAACCAAGCACAGCCAGCAGUCCCACAGCAAAAUCAACCACCUCCACCGCCACCUGCUCCACAACAACAGCAACAGCAAAAACCAAUAAGCAACAAUCCGGCACCUGCUCCCCCUAAACCGCAACAACCAGCACAGCAAAAUGCGCCCAAUAGCCAGCCACCAGCUGGACCAAUACAGCAACAACAGCAGCCAGCUCCGGUGCAAUCACAGCAAAACUAAAAUAUAUUUUCAUACUUUACAAUUUCUACUCAAAGAGAACAAAAUCUUUACCAUGUGCUAGUUAGAUACCUAUCUAAUAAACUUUGAUCUUGUGUUUUGGACUAAGAAGCUGGUUUUCAAUAGAUAGCUCGAGACAGCCAAAAGUAACUGGCAACUAUUCCAGGAUAAACGUUAUACUGCAUUUUCACGCUUUUCUCUGACAUGUUAUGAGGUUACCGGUUCUAUUGUUUAUCUCUCUAACAAUAGAUGAAAAAUCAGCAAGAUAAAACAAAAAGUAAAGCAAAUCAGUUCGAAGUCUAUUUUUUUGUUGUCAACUGAGAUGAAUAUUAGAACUAACUCUGAAUGAAAUACGUGUUUCCUCAUAAUGAAUAAUCAAUGGACAAUGUUUAGUGAUUUGGAAGACUGUUUGGUGCAUACCUAUCUAAUCGAAUCGUUCAAAAACCUCUAUUGUGUAACUCAACUAUUCGAGUAAUAAAUCUGUUUGAACCUUGUA